GACGCAGACCGCGCCGUCCUCGCACUGGGGGAGACGCAGGGCUGGGCGCGCUGCCCGGGCUGCGAGACGAUGAUCGAGCUGAACCAUGGGUGCUUCCACAUGACGUGCCGCUGCAAGACGGAGUUCUGUUACGUUUGCCAGGCGAGAUGGAAGACGUGCACAUGC
Messenger RNA from Postia placenta MAD-698-R-SB12, 165 nucleotides. RefSeq lists its product as hypothetical. The annotation marks the transcript as partial. Gene Ontology annotation, molecular function: zinc ion binding; ubiquitin protein ligase activity; ubiquitin conjugating enzyme binding. NCBI's taxonomy places the organism in Eukaryota, Fungi, Basidiomycota, Agaricomycetes, Polyporales, Adustoporiaceae. Gene Ontology annotation, cellular component: ubiquitin ligase complex; cytoplasm. The record is from RefSeq and is a predicted model, not a curated record. The transcript has a single exon. Gene Ontology annotation, biological process: ubiquitin-dependent protein catabolic process; positive regulation of proteasomal ubiquitin-dependent protein catabolic process; protein polyubiquitination.